ACCCAAAUCCUAAUUUUUUUUUAUAAAAAAUGAAAUUAAAAUGAUGACACUUGUUAGAUGUCUCUGCAUGAACCAACACUUGAUUGUCUGUCCUUAAAAAAAAAAAAGACACUUGAUUAUCUGCAGCAGCACCACCCCAUAAACCCAAAUCCUAAUUUUUUAAAGAAAAAAAGAAAAUCAGAAUGAAACCCAUAAAAUUCCCAUCUUUUUCCACUUCUUCUUGAUUAUCUUCUUGAUUAUUAGUAAUAUCUGAUUUUUUCACUUUUUUCUUCCUGUAAAAAACUCUCACUUUCUUGAGUUUUUAGGCCUCUCUAUUGAAUCAUUCAGCCUCAACCCACAAAAAUGAGAUGGGAAAAGUUGCAGGUAGAAGAAGGUGUUGGACCUGGGAAGAGGUGGGGCCACACCUGCAACGCCAUUAAAGGAGGGAAGCUUCUCUACGUUUUUGGAGGGUAUGGAAAAGAUAACUGUCAGACUAACAAAGUUCAUGUCUUUGACACAGUUUCUAGGACAUGGAAUGAGCCGGCGAUGAAUGGUGUACUACCUGCCCCGAGGGACAGCCACAGUUGUACCACAGUGGGAGAUAACCUUUUUGUAUUUGGGGGGACUGAUGGGAGAAGUCCUCUUGGCGAUUUGCAAAUAUUGGACACCUCAUCAAAUACAUGGAUCUCACCAAGUGUCAGAGGUGAUGGACCGGCACCUAGGGAAGGCCAUAGUGCAGCACUUAUUGGUAAAAGACUCUUCAUCUUUGGUGGAUGUGGCAAAUAUGAUGGUCUUGAAAAGUACUAUGAUGAUGUUUACAUAUUAAAUACAGAGACAUUUUUUUGGAAACGUGUUGAGCCAUCUGGUACUCCACCAAGUAAGCGAGAUAGUCAUACCUGUUCGUCUUGGAAGAAUAAAAUCAUUGUGAUUGGUGGUGAAGACGUUUCUGAUUACUAUCUGUCAGAUGUUCAUAUACUUGAUGCAGAUAGUCUUGUUUGGUGCAAGUUGAACACCACAGGCCAAUUGCUGCCACCUCGGGCUGGACAUACAACUGUUGCCUUGGGCAAGUACUUGUUUGUGUUUGGGGGUUUCUCUGAUGAGCAGAAUCUGUAUGAUGAUGUUUAUGUUCUUGAUAUGGAGAAUGGUGCAUGGACCAAAGUAAUGGCUACUGGUGAGGGUCCUUCUGCCAGAUUUUCCAUGGCUGGGGAAGUUUUGGAUCCAUAUAUGGGAGGUGUGCUUGUAUUCAUGGGUGGUUGCAAUAAGAAUCUUGAAGCUCUGGCAGAUAUGUAUUACUUAUACACAGGGCUGACUAGGGAAUAUGGGCGAGAAGAGAGAAGGCUGGAGAAGCUGUCUAUGAGGAAACAGCUGAAGUUGAGAUGUCAAGAACAAAAUCCUCUUGUAACAGCUGAGGGUAUUGCUGCUACUCACCAGCCUAUGCAUGUCACUAGUUAUGUCCAACCAAACUUACAGAACAUCCAUCAGAACCAAUACCAGACUGCUGGUGGGAAGAAGACAUUUGAAGCCAGGGUUACUAAAAGCUUUGCAGAUGGCUACACAAUUGAAACUUUUAUCGAUGGAAAGCCUCUUCACGGAUUAUUGUUUCGCAAUAAGCCAAUAAAUAGCAUGGAAGUCGAUGAUUCUACUAGGAAAGUAGCAGCUGUGGAAACUGAUGGAGCUACGGUAAAUGGUGAUCAAACCACAUCAAAUAUAACAAGACCCGUAGAGCAUAAAGUCAAAGAUGUUAUACAGGCACAUGGUGUGGUGCAGGAGAAUGCAUGUCCACCUGAGGCUCAGUUGGAAGCUGUUGCAACUGAAAUGAAGAUUCAAGAACCUGCUGAGGCUUUACUGUUCCUUGAGGUUGGAGCUGUAAAGCCUUCAGCAGCACUAGAUGUGAAAAUAAAGACUAAUGGGCUAAAUAAUUUGCCACACCCCAGCAGUGAGUUGCCAGAAGAUUGCGUUUCCACAGCAAAGGAAUGUGUGACUUGACCCUUAAACUAAGCUCUGCAGUAGCUUUUGCACCAAGAUUUGUCAUUUGUUUGUGAUGCCCUUGUCCCGUUGCAAUAUGAUAGGACUUGUCAUCAAUCUUCCUCUGAUGAUGAGCGCACAAAGGAAGGCAUAAAGUUGCUGGAAGGGAGCUACUGAACUUGAUAUGGAUGCACGCAAGGGUGCUUAAGUUUAAUGAAAAAAGAGAAAAGGUUGAGAAGCUUAAAAACCAAAUUUAAAGAAAAUGCAGAACUCUUUGGGAAAUAAACAAUCCUUUGGGUGUUAGCUUUUAGGAUUAUUAUAAAGCAUACACCCAAUAAGGAAUUAUAGUAUAUUGAUAAAAUGUGUAUUCUUGUGACAGAAGUUUACUGCUAAUGACACUUUUCAAGGUUUCUGGAAUGACUGAAUGCCUCGAAUGAAAUGAUCAACAAGAAUAUCUUCUGCA
This is a messenger RNA of Coffea arabica (coffee), 2407 nucleotides long. Its product is annotated as protein GLUTELIN PRECURSOR ACCUMULATION 3. Gene Ontology annotation, molecular function: protein binding. Lineage: Eukaryota; Viridiplantae; Streptophyta; Magnoliopsida; Gentianales; Rubiaceae. The record is from RefSeq and is a predicted model, not a curated record.